This is a messenger RNA of Phascolarctos cinereus (koala), 2539 nucleotides long. It is a transcript of the gene DBH, whose product is annotated as dopamine beta-hydroxylase. Gene Ontology annotation, cellular component: secretory granule membrane. Gene Ontology annotation, molecular function: dopamine beta-monooxygenase activity; copper ion binding. NCBI's taxonomy places the organism in Eukaryota, Metazoa, Chordata, Mammalia, Diprotodontia, Phascolarctidae. The record is from RefSeq and is a predicted model, not a curated record. Gene Ontology annotation, biological process: norepinephrine biosynthetic process; octopamine biosynthetic process; dopamine catabolic process.
GACUAAGGCAUAAAUGACCACUGAGAGUCAGAGUUUGUGCACCAGAGUCAUGCAAGCCCCUGGAAGCCACCACAGAAGAGCUUGGUGUCCCAGUCUCAAACUCCGAGAGGUGGCAUCCAUGUACUGCACCAUGGUGGCCCUCUUCUUCAUCAUCCUGGUGGCAGCUUUGCAGGGCACAACUCCCCGAGAAAACCACUUCCCUUUCAAGGUCCCCCUGGACCCCAAGGGCAUCCUGGAGUUGUCCUGGAAUGUCAGCUAUACAGAGGAGGUGAUUUACUUCCAACUUCUAGUCAAGAAGCUAAAGUACGGGGUGAUUUUUGGGAUGUCUGACCGGGGUGAGUUUGACAAUGCCGAUCUAGUCGUGCUCUGGAGUGAUGGAGAAAAUUCCUAUUUUGGGGAUGCGUGGAGUGAUGCAAAGGAGCGGAUCCAUCUUGAUUCCCAACAGGAUUACCAGCUUUUGAAGGCUCAGAAGACUUCUGGGGGACUCUUCCUUCUUUUUAAGAGGCCCUUCAGCACCUGUGACCCUAGAGAUUAUCUCAUUGAGGAUGGCACCACACACUUGGUGUAUGGGUUUCUUGAUGAGCCAUCCCCGUCCCUGGAGGCCAUCAACACAUCUGCCAUUCAGAAGGGGCUUCAACGAGUACAACUUCUGAAGCCUAACAUCUCCAUCCCUGAAAUGCCUCUUGAUCUGAACACCAUGGAAAUAAGAGCCCCAGAUGUAAUAAUUCCCAACCAAGAAACAACAUACUGGUGCUACAUAGCAGAACUCCCAGAUCACUUUUCUCGGCAUCAUAUUGUCAUGUAUGAGCCCAUCAUCACCAAGGGCAACGAAGCCCUCGUCCACCACAUGGAGGUCUUUCAGUGUGCUGCGGAGUUUGAGACCUUCCCACACUUCAACGGGCCCUGUGAUUCAAAGAUGAAACCUGAACGGCUGAACUACUGCAGACACGUCUUGGCUGCCUGGGCCUUAGGAGCCAAGGCAUUUUACUACCCAGAGGAAGCCGGUCUUGCUUUUGGAGGCCCCGGAUCUUCAAAAUAUCUCCGCCUGGAGGUUCACUAUCACAACCCUCUUGAGAUGAAAGGCCGCCAUGACUCCUCAGGCAUCCGCUUGUAUUACACAGCUACACUGAGGCCAUUUGAUGCUGGGAUCAUGGAGCUGGGCCUUGUAUACACCCCUGUGAUGGCUAUCCCACCCAAAGAGACUAACUUCAUCUUGACUGGCUAUUGCACUGAUAAAUGUACUCAACUGGCUCUGCCACAGUCUGGGAUCCACAUCUUUGCUUCCCAGCUCCAUACUCAUCUCACAGGGAGGAAGGUGAUCACCGUCAUAGCUCGAGAAGGGAGUGUGACAGAGAUUGUGAAUAGGGAUGACCACUACAGCCCCCAUUUCCAGGAGAUCCGAAUGUUAAAGAAAGUCGUGUCUGUUUUCCCAGGUGAUGUGCUUAUUACUUCUUGCACAUACAACACGGAAUCCAGAAAGCUGGCAACUGUGGGUGGGUUUAGCAUCACAGAAGAAAUGUGUGUAAAUUACAUACACUACUACCCGCAGACACAGUUGGAAUUAUGUAAGAGUGCUGUGGACCCUGGCUACUUACAGAAAUAUUUUCACUUUGUUAACAGGUUUAACAAUGAAGAUAUCUGUACCUGCCCCAAAUCUACUGUCCAAGAGCAAUUUGCUUCCAUCCCUUGGAACUCAUUCAACCGGGAUGUGCUCAAGUCCCUGUAUGACUUUGCCCCGAUCUCCAUGCACUGCAACAAAUCCUCGGCAGUCCGGUUUCCAGGUGAAUGGGAAAGGCAGCCUUUACCAGAGAUCAAGAUUGGACUAGAAGAGGUUACUCCACGAUGCCAGGCCUCUUCAGGACUACCACCUGCUUCCCCUGCACUGGUCAACAUUGAUGGGAAAAAAGGCUAGGGGACAAUCCUUCCCCUCUUGGCUUGGUCCAACUCUUUCCUGAAUUGCUUACCUCUGAGCCAAAGAAAACACAGACCCUGCCCUCUUUGGUUACCCUUGCCCACCCUUGGUACAUGGCCUAAUGCUGAUCUUAUAGCUAGUUUCCUCCCCUAGCUCAGAACAGAACUGAGAACCUCCCAGAGACACAUUCCAUCUAGUAAGAUGCUCCUUGAGGUUUGGAAGACAGCUGCCUUAUGCAUGUAAAAUUAGCCCUUCGGGAAACCUUCACUGACUGAAGUAACCAUGAGCUGAAAUGGAAAUACUUCCAAGCAAUGCUGAAUGUAUAUGGAGCAUCUCUAAGCCAGUACUCCAUGGUUCUCUGCUUCUAGAGCUUUCCUUGGGGCAUGAGACAGACCACCACCCAAGUCCUUUGCAUUUUGACCCUGAUUGCUCCAUAUGCAAGACCCUUUGUCUUAGCUGCCUCAGGAGUUUAUCCAUCAGAGUGCCCCAGGGGGUGAGUCCUAGUGCUAACUUAUCUUCUAAGAAGGCAAUCUUCCUUAUCCUCCCAUUGACUGUGAUCUCUGUUGAUGUGUCCUAAUGUCAAGAGAUGGAUACAAGCAUUACUUAAAUAUUUUCUCUCUGAAUGGC